UAUUUUAUGAUUUUGAUAAAUCUCUAAACUUAAUUUUAGAUUCUAACAAUAGAGACACCCGUUUUUUAUAUAGCUGUUAUAUGACAUCUUAUUUCUCCCAUUAUUUUCAAAAUAGGAAUCAUGUGACAUCUUUGGAUAUCAAAUAUUGUAAAAACUAUUCUAUACUUUAUUUGUAGUUAUACAUAAUCUAAAUUCAUGUAAUACAUCAGUUAGUAAUCAGCUGUUCAACUAUGUCAUUCAUAUUUUUUGUACAUGACUGCCUAUUGAUCAACAUAAUGCCGAAGCACAGUAUAAUCAGUUGUUGAUAUGUUUUAGAUUGAAUAAAUAUUUUUAAAUAAUUUUUAUAACAACUAAUAAUUGACAGUGAGCUUCUGCAUGAACACGAAAUUUGUAGCAUAAAAUUAUAGUAUUAUUAAAGUUAUAUAAUAUCAUAUACAUUGUCAGAAAUUUUACAAAAGGAAUAGUGUGUGAAGAGGUUAGAUUUAUAUGUUCGUUUGACAGCAUAUGAAGAAUCUUCAGAAAAAUAAUGGGUCAAACACUUAGUGAACCUGUGACAGCUAAGAAUUUAGCAUGCUGUAGAAAUUCAAACUAUCGAGUUGGAAGUUCUUGUAUGCAAGGUUGGCGUAUCAAAAUGGAAGAUUGCCACGUACAUAUACUUUCAUUACCUGAUGAUCCUGGUACUGCAUUUUUUGCAGUAUAUGAUGGUCAUGGAGGUGCAGCAAUGGCACAAUAUGCUGGAAAACAUCUUCAUGAGUAUAUAACUAAAAGAAGUGAAUAUAAAGCAGGUAAUAUUAUUCAAGCAAUACAACAGGGUUUCUUGGAAUUAGAUAGAGCAAUGCAAAAUGAUGCAGCACUUAAAGAUGAACAAGCAGGAACUACUGUUAUAGCACUUCUUAUAAAGGAUAAUGUUAUAUAUAGUGCAAAUGCAGGUGAUAGUAGAGCAGUGGCAAGUAUAAAUGGUAAUGCUAUUCCACUUAGUCGUGAUCAUAAACCAACAUUGAAGGAUGAACGUGAAAGAAUUGAGGCUGCUGGUGGUUGGGUUGAAUUUAAUAGAGUUAAUGGUCAACUAGCAUUAACUCGUGCUCUCGGUGAUUUUAUGUUCAAACGAAAUGAACGUAAAUCUCCGCAAGAACAAAUUGUUACUGCUUUUCCUGAAGUUCAAGCUUUUCAAAUAACAGAAGAUUGGGAAUUUGUUGUUUUGGCAUGUGAUGGUAUUUGGGAUGUAAUGACAAGCAAUGAGGUAGUUAAUUUUAUAAGAACACGUUUAGUUCAAUCGAAAUUCGGAACAAGAUUAGAACAAGAUACAUUGGAUCCUGAAGAAAUUUGUGAAGAACUUAUGAAACAUUGCCUUGCACCAGAUGCUUUAAUGGGUACUGGUUGUGAUAAUAUGACAGUCGUUCUUGUAUGUUUUCUUCAUGGAAAACCAUAUUCUCAUUUGAUUUCACGCUGCAAAGAAUCCAUUAGUACAAAUUCUUAAUCACUUAAAUUAUUAAUAUUUUAUGUGUCGAUUAUUUUUAAAAAUUCUUUAUAUUUAAUUUUACAUCAUAAUGAAAUAAUAUU
Molecule: messenger RNA, 1560 nt
Organism: Apis laboriosa (Himalayan honeybee)
Lineage: Eukaryota; Metazoa; Arthropoda; Insecta; Hymenoptera; Apidae
Product: probable protein phosphatase 2C T23F11.1
Exons: 5
Coding region: 527-1477 (316 amino acids)
Biological process (GO): protein dephosphorylation
Molecular function (GO): cation binding; protein serine/threonine phosphatase activity
Source: RefSeq, a predicted model, not a curated record